Messenger RNA from Trichoderma reesei QM6a, 1916 nucleotides. RefSeq names its product glycoside hydrolase family 16. Bases 198 to 1649 code for a protein of 483 amino acids. The record is from RefSeq and is a predicted model, not a curated record. Gene Ontology annotation, molecular function: hydrolase activity, hydrolyzing O-glycosyl compounds. Gene Ontology annotation, biological process: carbohydrate metabolic process. The transcript is spliced from 2 exons. Lineage: Eukaryota; Fungi; Ascomycota; Sordariomycetes; Hypocreales; Hypocreaceae.
CCUCAACCUAUACGUCACCGUCUCCACGGGCCUCUCUAUCUCUCUAUCUCUCUCUCUCUCUCUCUCUUUCUACCUUGCCCGCGUCUCAUAAGGUGGCCAAGCAUUCCAUCCAAGUCCCAUAUCGAGACGUUUGUUGUAACCUCGCAUACAUACACACUCCCACCGCGGCAUCAGACCAUCUCCAGAGCUGCGUCUCCAUGGAGCAACACGACUACGGGCGACCUCCCGUCGUCCCCUCGGCCGCAACCUCCAGCGCGCCAACGCCUCUCCGGCCUGGGACUCCCAACACGGAUGCCAGCCGCAAUCUCUAUGACAACACCGACUCGGGCUCAAACGUCCCGGGAACCGGCACAAACCCCUUCGUGAGCCCGGACGCUUCACGGCCAGCUUCCAGCUUCGAGUCCUCCAGCGGAAGCCCUUACGAAGAGCCCGCCGAAGCCCCUGGCGGCCAGCGCUAUUUCCACUCGCGGCUCGUCAAGAAGGGCGAGAUUGAAAAGCCCUGGUUGAACAAGGUCGAUCCCAAGGAGAAAUGGGUCACGAUCCUGCCUCUCCUCGGCAUUCUCCUGGGCCUCUGCAUUUCCGGCUUCUUAGUCUGGGACGGCAUGCGGAGUGUCGUCAAGCACAAGUACUGUCCAGUCCUGGAUGAAGACUUUAGCAGCGGUCUUGAUCCCAGCAUCUGGACCAAAGAGGUCCAGGUGGGCGGCUUUGGCAACGGCGAGUUUGAACAGACGACUAGCGGCGAUGGAAACGUCUUCAUCGGCGACAAUGGCCAUCUUAUGAUCAAGGCGACGCUACAAGAUGCCAACCUGGUUGAGAAGAACAACGUCAUCAACCUGCUCAAGGACGGCACUUGCACCUCCAAAGACUACUAUAGCUGCGUUGCUGCCACCAACACCACCGCCGGCAACUCUACCAUUGUUCCCCCGACCCUCUCUGGCCGCAUCAACACCAAGAAGGGCGCAACGAUCAAGUAUGGCCGCGUCGAAGUCACUGCGAAGCUGCCCGUGGGUGACUGGCUGUGGCCCGCCAUCUGGAUGCUGCCCGUCAAGGACACCUACGGCCCCUGGCCUUCGUCUGGCGAGAUUGACAUCAUGGAGUCGCGCGGCAACAACCACACAUAUGCGCAGGGCGGCAACAACAUUGCUUCGUCGGCCCUGCACUGGGGCCCUGAUCCGGCCAAUGAUGCUUGGUGGAAGACGAACAACAAGCGAAAGUCGCUGCACACCACUUACAGCGCGGGCUUCAACACGUUCGGCCUCGAGUGGUCGCAAAAGUACCUCUUCACCUACGUCAACAGCCGGCUGCUGCAAGUCACCUAUACCAACUUCAACAAGCCCAUGUGGAAGCGCGGCGGCUUUCCCGACUCCACGUCCAAUGGCACGCGGUUGGUGGACAUCUGGAGCCAGACGGGCCGCGACAACACGCCCUUUGACCAGGAAUUCUAUCUCAUUCUGAAUCUUGCUGUCGGCGGCACAAACGGCUGGUUUGAGGACGGCAGGUCCGGCAAGCCUUGGUUGGACCACUCCCCCAAUGCCAAGAAGGACUUUUGGGAGGCUCGUGACACAUGGUACCCUACUUGGACCCAGCCUCAGCUCGAGGUCAGCCGCGUUCUCAUUACCCAACAGUGUGAUGGUAACGAGGAGUUGUAAGCCAAGAGCCCCCAAUGCUACUUGUUGCUGUACACAUGAGGUACUGUCGCAUCACGGGCAAAGAUUCUCGUUCUCAUUCAUCUUUAUGUUGGGUUGCCUUUCUUUCUGCAAAAGCACUAGGUAUAUGUGGGCAAAGUGUUUAGGUGGAAAUUGCAUAAUGUUGUCAGGUAAUUUGGAUUGGAUGAUAUAUAUUGGCUACUAGAUGCGCUUGACAAAGCCAAACGGCGUUUUAUUGGAUAUAUACACUGAAUACAUGUUAUUUCUGAA